UGAAGCGCGUCUCCUGACCCUGACAGCACAAGCACGAGAUGCCUGCAAACACCUGGCUGGAUUUCGCGGAGGCGGUCUGUUCUCCGUCUUCCUUUUACGCUCUGUCUCAGCGUUGCUUUUGCUAGGAACGCGACGUCCUGGAUGCGUUAUCUCCAGUGACGCUGAAGUGAAGCGCAGUUCGCUGAAGCCAUGUGAAGAGCGGACAUGUCUCUUGUCGGGAGCACCGGAGGCAAAACGCGAGUCCAGUAGAGGAACAGUGCUCGCACUUUAUUGGAGAGCAAAACAGAUCCUUCCAUGAGGAGACGAAGAGAGAAGAGAUGGUAGAGAAUGGCUGCACCUGACCUUCUUGACCCAAAGGCUGCCGCCCACAACUCCAAGCCUCGCCUGUCGUUUUCAACCAAACCAGUGGUGCUGAACACCCCAGAGGACGAGUGCGACACUCGGACUACAGUCAUGAGGUGGAAGACGGUAUCAGCUAUCUUUUUCCUGGUGGUGUUGUACCUCAUCAUCGGGGCAACAGUGUUCAGAGCACUUGAACAGCCUCACGAGAGCUCCCAGAAACUGGCCAUUCUUACUCAAAAGCUGGACUUCUUGGUUGCGCACGCAUGUGUAAACUCCUCGGAGCUGGAAGAGCUGGUCCGGCAAGUGGUUAUAGCAAUUCGAGAAGGUGUGAACCCUUCAGGAAAUUCAUCCAAUCAGACGAGCCUCUGGGACAUGAGUUCCUCCUUUUUCUUCGCUGGGACUGUUAUCACCACCAUCGGAUUUGGGAACAUCUCUCCUCACACAGAAGGUGGGCGGAUCUUCUGUAUAAUCUAUGCCCUGCUGGGGAUUCCCCUAUUUGGAUUCUUACUGGCUGGUGUCGGGGACCAGUUGGGAACUAUUUUUGGGAAGGGCAUCGCCAAAGUAGAGAAGAUGAUCGUGAAGUGGAAAGUCAGCCAGACAAAGAUUCGCGUCAUCUCCACGCUGCUCUUCAUCCUGUUCGGGUGCCUCAUCUUUGUGGCCCUGCCAGCCGUCAUCUUCAAGCACAUCGAAGAUUGGAGCACUCUCGAGUCCAUCUACUUUGUCGUCAUCACACUCACCACUAUCGGCUUUGGAGACUUUGUCGCUGGAGAAAAAGGUGGGUUCGAGAAACCAGAAUACCUUGAUUACUAUAAACCCGUGGUGCUCUUCUGGAUUUUGGUGGGCUUGGCGUACUUUGCUGCAGUACUAAGUAUGAUCGGAGACUGGUUUCGGGUUAUCUCCAAGAAAACUAAAGAAGAGGUUGGGGAGUUUCGUGCACAUGCAGCAGAAUGGACUGCAAAUGUGUCAGCAGAGUUCAAAGAGACCCGCAGGCGACUCAGUGUUGACAUUUAUGACAAGUUUCAGCGUGCUGCAUCCAUCAAGCGCAAGCUGUCAUCUGAGCUGGGUAUUAAUGCGUCCAUCAACCAGGAAAUGACCCCUGGCAAGAGGACGCUGUCAGCUAACUUUUGUGAGGACAGAGAGGGUUAUCCCACAGUGAAUCUUUCCCUCAGUCCUCUCCCGGGGGCCCUGGCGAGGAACGGCAGCCUUUAUCUAAACGGCCUCAGUCCAGAAUACGCCGACCGACAGGAGAUCGCCAUCAUCGAAAACCUCAAAUGAGGAGCAGCGUGAAUAAUAAGAUUUGGGGAGCUGUGUAAAAUACAUCUAGCCACUGACAGAGAUUACAGAUACAAACAUGCUUUUGUGUUCAUUCACAGAGCAUCGCUGAUGACAUACCCAAACACAUUUGUUAAGUAGACUGUGUUCCAACCAUCCCAUAAAUCAGUCAUGAAGCCAUGUACCUUCAUGUGUGUGAGCCUCAC
Messenger RNA from Neolamprologus brichardi, 1820 nucleotides. Its product is annotated as potassium channel subfamily K member 2-like. Gene Ontology annotation, molecular function: potassium ion leak channel activity; outward rectifier potassium channel activity. The record is from RefSeq and is a predicted model, not a curated record. Gene Ontology annotation, biological process: stabilization of membrane potential; potassium ion transmembrane transport. NCBI's taxonomy places the organism in Eukaryota, Metazoa, Chordata, Actinopteri, Cichliformes, Cichlidae. Gene Ontology annotation, cellular component: plasma membrane.